Porites evermanni is the source of this 6062-nucleotide messenger RNA. NCBI's taxonomy places the organism in Eukaryota, Metazoa, Cnidaria, Anthozoa, Scleractinia, Poritidae. The record is from the annotation of a GenBank genome assembly.
AUGGCGGACGGGAGUUCAACUAAUGUUUUGUUCGAUUCUGUUCGAUUUGUUUUAAGCAAUUGGGCAGUAUUGCAGCUCGCUGUUGAACAUUCAUUUGGAGGAAUUGACAGCAGAGAAAAAGCGGAAUGGAUGGUUGAUGUUGUAGACCAAGUUCUUCGAGAAAACGGUUUGUAUUCUCAGCACGUUUAAUUUGUGCGUUGUUAUAAACUCGAUCGAAUAGUCAGUCAAUCGAAAUAUUAUCAUUCGGUAAUGACCAUACUGGCGUGCUAAUAAAUGGUUGGGUAUUCUUAUACAGCCCAUUGCCUCAGAGUUACUGGAGGGCAGGGUUAAAGAUAAAAAAGAAGUGGAACAUCUCUGGAUGAAAUAUGGGCCUGGGGUGGCUGUGCUAUUACACAGGGUAUGUUUCCUCCUUUGCCUCUCUGUGCUGUACUGGGAGAAGUGAUGUGACACUGCAGGGUUUCUUGUAAUGCAGGUAUCAAAGUUCAGAUGGAGAGGUUGGGGGGGGGGUAUGGGCCAAAAUGCGGCAUUUGAAUUUUUUUGCAACUUUUUGGUCAAAUUCCUGUCUCUUGAGACUGGAAAAUAGUUCAAAUUUGAUAAAAUAUCCACACCUGGGGAUAACAAAACCAUGUAAUGACUUUCAAGGGCCCAACAGCAACAAGAUUUCAAAAAGGUCAAAUCUAAUCCACUUUCUUCUCUUUCUUCUGCCCGAUAUUAAACAUAUGAAAAUACUUGUAUCCCAAACUGAAUCCAACUGUCAGUUGAAAGUUCAUUUAACAAGCCUAGAUGAUUAUUUUGGCUACUCAUUGUGAAUUAAACUGGUUUUAAGGUCACCAAAGUAAGCUAAGUUAUUGUGACACCGCUCCUUGAUUUAUAAUAUCUGAAACCAGUCACUUCAACGAUUCUAAAAGGCUGAAAAUCCAGCUUUGGUUUCACCAAAAUGAAAUUAUUACAAUAUGCUUCAAACAAACUUUACAUUAUGCUGAAUACGAGAUGGAACGCUGUAGCAGUAUUGCAUUAUAAAAAUAUAAUGAUUAACCCUUUCACUACUACAGGCUAAUGGCCCCCAACCCCCCAUCUUCCUGAACAAUUAUCAAGGAUCUAAGAUGGCUGUGAUACUUAAUCAAAACAUGCAUGCUCAGUAGAUUUCAGAGCCUUGUUUCACACAAUUAACUACACAGACGUGAAGCCAAGAAGUCAUUCCAUAAGUUUAAAGAAUUAAUAAAGACAACUAUCCCUGCAUUCACAAGAUAUUUAAGAUAAAAUCCCAAGUAACGAAAAAAAUUCAAAUUUGCCGCCAUUUGCAGUGCCUAUUGUCAAACUUUGAAUGAAAAUUUAUUUGUAAUCCAUCACAAUAUAGCUUACUUUUUUAUAGCAAAACAAGGGAAAUUAUUAGAAUAUAACAAAUAUGCCAGAUUUGUGUUCACAAAAGUGAAAUUUUUAUGACUGUGUGUGUAAGGCAUUGUCAUAGCCUGUUCGGCAUAGUGCCACGUUGCAAAAUGCUAUAUUCGUAUCUUGUUUCCACUUUGUAGCCCUUGGGUGUUCUUCGCCCUGUUUAUUCACUGUACACAUUUCCUUUUUCUACCCUCCAUACGAGCUGAAACAUACUGAUUUGAGGGUACAGCAUGGUUCAGUUUGGAAUCUUGUUCCAUCUACGCUUUCGCUUUCAUUGCAAUAAACCAUCGAUCGUUGGUGUGCGAGGUCAAGUUUGAAAUCAAGUGUUUUGCGCUUCGAUCCAAUGCGUUCCGAUUCAAGAACAAAAGCAUUAAAAACAAAUACAUGAAAGAAGAACCAAAAGAUGUAUCUAUACCACCUCUUUGAUUGCUACUCCGAACAAGUAAAAAGAAUGAAGCUGAUCAGCACGAUCCACGCCGCCCAUGCGAGAAGUGUAAACAUCUGAAAUUGAAACUCUCGGGUUCAUCACUUGCGGUUGAGUUGUUGUCGCUUUUACUGUCUUCAGACUCACUUUCGUCGCUUUCUUCCUUAGAAAAUUCUUGCACUUCGAUGUCAGAUAACUCUGCAUCAACAUUCAAAUCAGUAGAACUUAAAUUACUCUUACCAUCAUCUUCCGAACCAAAAAUCGUAUUGAUUCGGCGGCGGCCAUAUUGAUAAACAAAGACAAAAUACAAACCUAAAGCACGUUCAAAUUUACUGAAUAUCUAUAAUUAUAUUAUAACUAGCGAACUAAAUUCUCUUAAAAGCAAAUAGACAAAAGAAGGAAAUGCUCAACCAUCUGGCUUUUGGUGUGUUUUAUGGCAUGAGAGAAAUCCAGUAUACAAAUUGCGUGCGUAGGUUCACGCACAUACGUCUUCGUAGCGAAACCAAACUUCGGCCCUUCACUACUGGCCUCAUGCAAUAGUUUUGUAUGUGCACUUCUUGUGAUUUGAUUGGUUUAUGCCUGCCCAUAACAAUAGAACAAUAAGUAUUGACAAAGACUGCGUUACCUAGGGUAUACAGCGCAUUUUUUUGCACCCUUUUCUUGUGGCCGCUUUUGGUCGCUCUAGGAAAAAUUGGCCAUUUCCGGCUGGCCGCUUUUGGCCGCUUUAGUAAUGAAAGGGUUAAUACAUGCCAGCUUCACACUUAGUGAUAUUUUCUGAGAUGGUGUCUCCUGGAAAACAAGUUUAGGACCCAGUCCUCUGCACUGUCAAAUUCAAAAUAAUAUCAGCAGCAUGGGGCAAGAUUUGUGGUCGAAUUCCCCAGAGAGGGGGACAGCAGAAGUGGUCAAAUGCUGCACCUUUGCCCAUAUCCCCCCCCACCCCACCCUCUCCGUCUAAACAUUGAUACCAGCAUAAAGAAACAGCCAAACAAGAACAACAACAAACUAACCCCUUAUUAGCCUGUGUACAGAUUUCCCUCUGCUCAGAAAAAAUCGGAGAAGAGACAUCUGUGAAUCGUCAUCGUUAAUCGUGUUCCGGUAUACAUUCAACUGGCAGAGAAAAACAAAAACAAAAUUAAAUUAUGCUUAUUUUGCAUAAUUUUUUUUGUUUUUGUUUUUUCUCUGACACUUGAAAAGGUGUUGACAGACCAACACGACUCUGGACUCUUGUACAGCACGUAUGCAGUUAUUGGACAUUCUCAACCUUUAUAGCUAAGCUAGGCUCUAACUAGAAUAUCUAGUUAUAAUGAGUAUUUUAUUCUCUGGAAGAUUCAAACACAUUCUUCAGUCAUUUUUUAGCUCAUAAAGUCAGUCUGUUUCUGUGCAUCGAUUUCCUGUGGUUUUUAGUUUGGGAGAAUUUUGAUCUGUAAAGCACUGUUUACAUUUCCAGUCAAGCGUUUUAUGCAGGAGUUGAUCCAAGAUCGUUCACUUCUCUUCAUCAAGAAAUUACAAUAAAUUUAUAGCCUUACUUUUGCCUAAUUCUUUGAGUCAUAAUCGACACAUGUACCCCAAAAAUUGCCCUGGCGUCUGUACAUGGGCUAGCCGAACAUCUUUACGCAAUGUUCACACUAAAAUCCAGAUACGAUCUCUAAUUAAGCGUUGAAUUCUGUACAUCCUUCUCUUGUUAUUUAAAAUACCAGCCGGCAGAGAAAGACGCACCAGCAAUCGGUACAGCCUGAAACAUCGGUGCCUAUUCCAGAGACCCAAAAUACAAGUAAAUAGAUAUAAACGUGCUAAGCUGUCCACGAAGGCUGAGUUUUUCCCCAGGGAAUCUAUUCUGAGGUUCAUUCACCAAUAACAACACCCGAAAUUAUUUGUGUCAUGGCAUUAACAUUACAACCAAUCGGAGGCUGUCCCCAACAUUGCUGGGAAAUGGGAACACAAUUAUAGCGGCGAUUCACAGACAUCUCCUCUCCCGAUUUUUCCUAAAGGGAGGGGGGACGUCUGUAGACAGGCUAACCCCUUAUUAGACAGAAAAAUAAAUACAUGUAUAUUGCAGCUUAGGUAGCAAUAAUCGGCAAGGUUAGGUUAAGUUUUACAAGGCUUUCUCUGUUCUUUUGUAGAGACUAUAGAAAAUGAUGAAUUAGAGAGUUAUAUCGAAGAAAUUUUGUUCAAUGAGUUUCACACAAUGGCUGAAGAUGGAAGCCUACCCAAGGUUAGUUUUAGUGACUAUAACACUGUACAAUCACUACAUAAACAUUUGCAUCCUUGUUAUCGUCUAGAUCUUCAUAAACAUCAUCAUUAUUAUAAUGAUAUGUCUGUCUCCGACCUUAUGGGAAACACUAAAUAACUGAAUAAGUUAAGUAUCUUAACCAGGAAUUUGACUUUGGGAGACCAUAGCUUAUCUAUCUGUCAAUAAAAACUACUAACAUUAAAGAGAUGACAAGUCCCAACACUCUAUAAUAAUACAAUGGGGUGUUAUAUAACCUGACAGUAUGAUCCUAUGAAAGUUAUUAAAUUAAUGAUCUAAGAUGGCAGUUGAGAUGCAAUGCCGCUGCUCUGCAUACACGAGUGAGCAGCAAGGUGAAAUUUGAUUAACAGCCUUUAGAUGAUCUAUGUAUGGACUAUUUUAGUAAUUUGAAUAUAAUUAAGGUUGAAUUUUUUUCCUGUAGGUUGCUCUUUGAAUUUUUGUACUUUUUUCUAAUUCUUUAUAAAUAAUGUGAAAAUCAAGUUCAACAGUUUGUUGUACUGUUUAUUAUAUUUUUAUUUAAUUAAUAAGGAAGCCUUGACUGUGCUCUUUUCUAUUGUAAAGUAAACAGAAAGAGGCUAGAGCAAGAAAGAAGUCUAGGGGAAACAUGAGAUGUAGGAGAGUGUUUCUCCCUACUUCUUGAGUGCUCUAAGCUGCUUACUAGGUGCCUUACAGCAGAACAGAGCACAGUCAAGGAUUCUUUAUUUGUUUUAAGAUAAAGAAUCCAUUAAAUUCCCCAUGCAGUACCUUCUAACGUUCAAAACAAACUAUUUAUUGACACUUGCACUUUCCUCAGUCCUUUUUUUUUUCGGGGGAAAGUAAAGUUUUUUCUUUUUUUGAAGGAGAAAGAAAGACACUAGCAGCAAAUAAAUUCAUAAACAGUUAAAUAAAUACAAAAUGUUUGAGCGCAACAUGGUAUUGUGUUUAUUGAUAAUGCGAAUCAGGCAGUGGCCUGAAUUACAGAUGAGAAAAAUUAAGCAAAAAUUCAUUCUAACCAGACAGCGGCUUCCCAAAGAAAACUGCCUCAUUUUCAUGUGUUUUGCCGCCAUUUCUCAAGUCUUCUGUCUUCUCUGGUCUGAGUGAGAAAAAUCUAUCAAAAUGCAGCGUUUUAUCAACAGCUUUUUCAAAGAAAGUGGUAAGUAGAUGCUCUUAUAACAUGCUUUCAAUUCUUCUUAAUAAUCGAACCAAAAUUUUAGCUUGUUUUGAUAUUAUUUAGCGAAGACCCUGAAUAGCUAGGCGGUGAAUUCACCCAUAGAUAUUGCCUCAGUCAUUAUUUUUUUCUGGUUAUGGCCCUGUUAUACCUUCAUAAAGCAUGCUUUUUCAACCAUCGCAAUCAGAGUGUGCAUUGUACCUGAACUUUAUUAUAAUAUUUUGCAGAUUGUCCAGAAAUUAUGUAGCUUUCACAAAAUGUGGAAACAAGGAAACACAGUACAGAUUCAACAGGAAAUCAGUUUAGCUCCGAUAACAAAACCUCCUCAGUGUGUCAAGAAACAAUCGGCUGCUACUCAGAUUGAUAGCGAUGAUGAUGAUGAUGAUGAUGAUAAAGAUAACAUGAGAACUAGGGAAGCUCAAGCUGUUGUUAAUGGACAUGAUGGUAGUUCUACAGUAAGCCAACAGCUUGACAGACUUCACAUCUCACAAAACAGUACACAGAGUCCUUCCAGCUUAGUAGAGCCAGGACAAAGUCAGUCACCAAAUGGUGGGUAGAGACAAAUCAGUAGACUGUUAGCUUGUAAUAAUACCUUUACCUUAACACUGACCAGCCUUGAUGCUUUAUUAGCAAAGUUAAUGGAGGCAGGAGGCAGCAUGGCCAAGCGGUGGACUUGCAAUUCGGAGGCUCCAAGUUCAAGUCCCACCCUAGCCUUGUCUUGUCCUGACCUGACGCUAGCUGGAUUUGUUCACGCUAGUCUUGAGUUCAAAUCAUCGGCCAUGCUUGUAAAUAGCCAACAGGUUUGCCUCUGGCCAGCUGGGAUUCUUAACCCCAUGAAGUUUGAUUUAUAA